Molecule: messenger RNA, 1534 nt
Organism: Panicum virgatum (switchgrass)
Lineage: Eukaryota; Viridiplantae; Streptophyta; Magnoliopsida; Poales; Poaceae
Product: sirohydrochlorin ferrochelatase, chloroplastic-like
Exons: 7
Coding region: 345-1085 (246 amino acids)
Molecular function (GO): lyase activity
Source: RefSeq, a predicted model, not a curated record
AAUGCGAGGCGGCCCAACUCACGGAGGGAUUAAGCUCGGCUGGCUCACAUCAUCUUCUCGGAUGGAUCAUUCCGAGACUCGUGUUCAUCAGCCUGGCCAUCCGACGGCAUCCUAAAUUCUGAAAUUUCUAUCGUCGACAGGGGAGUGGCGCCGCCCUUGCCGGUUCUUCGUCGGGAGCUUCGCCGGCGACAAGAGAAUCUCGGUGGUUCUAGCUGAACUCGCGCCCCUGCUAUGCACCCAGUUUCAGUCUCCUUGCAGCCUUUCCCUGCAACUCCGGCAAGCAUACUUGUCCCAAGGUAAUCAGUUUCUCUCUCUUGGACCUGCUUUCCGUUUCUCGCCCACCAAUGGAGGAAUUAUGCGGUCUGCUACAGCUCCUGUCCUGCCGCUUGCCAUACAUCCCCUUUUUUUUUUUCCUUCUUGGCACUAGGAGCGCAGCUGGGAGGAAUUCCAUCGAUUUUGCCGAGUUGCGGAGAGCUGGAAGGUCUAGUGGAAACCUUGCUAUGAAUUCCAUACAGAAUCCUGCCCGUGGGUCAGAAACGUCUGGGAGUGAGGAUUUCAAUGUGGGGGAUAAGGAUGCCGUGGUCAUUGUCGACCAUGGGUCACGGCGCCAAGAAUCCAAUCUCGUGCUGAAUGACUUUGUCGAGAUGUUCAGGGCACGAACUGGUUAUAAGAUCGUUGAGCCUGCUCAUAUGAAUGACGCCGAUCUCUGGAUGCUUGCAGGCGCCAAGGGCCUUACUGGUCUGGUUGCUGCUCAACCUCAGUUUUCACAAAUGCAGGAGCUGGCUGAGCCUACUAUUAAGGAUGCUUUUGGAAAAUGUGUGCAACAAGGGGCAUCCCGUGUUAUUGUUAGUCCAUAUUUCCUUUCCCCUGGACGACAUUGGAAACAAGAUAUCCCUGCUUUAGCAGCAGAAGCAUCCAAGGAGCUCUCAAAUAUACCCUAUAUUGUCACUGCCCCUCUUGGACUGCAUGAGCUUAUGGUGGAUAUCAUGAAUGAUCGCAUCAAGUACUGCCUGCAACACGCUGCAGGUAAUGUCGAUGAGUGUACAGUAUGUGCUGGAACUGGAAAGUGCCGCCUCUACUCCUGAUGGUGAAUACCUGGGAGGCCACAGUUCUCUAUAUAUGAGUAUAUGACUGUUCAUACUGCCUCUUAGAAUCUGAAUAGCUGUGGCAGUGGCAUUUCAAUGCCAGCUUUUCUCUCCGUUUUACCAUUUACAAGGUCUGGGCCAAUAUUUUUCUUCUGUAAGAGAUCUGACGAGUGUAUGUCCCGGUCCCUUAUGUCCCGUGCAGCCAAAAUUACCAUUGUAAUCGGCUUUGUGCAUCUUGAAAUUCGGGACUGUCCAUAUUCUGAGCAGAUUGUCAAAUUAGUCGGACAGGUGGACCAUCAAGAAAAGAGUAUAGCUUCAUUAGCUAACCUUAAGAACAAUUACUGUUGUUAUUUGAACAACGAACAAGAUCUAGUCAAGAAUUCACGUUCUUUAGGGCUUGAUCAUCUUAGUCAGAGAUGAUGAAGGCCCAUCAUGAGCUUUUUUAGUUA